Messenger RNA from Cladophialophora carrionii CBS 160.54, 1548 nucleotides. RefSeq lists its product as uncharacterized. NCBI's taxonomy places the organism in Eukaryota, Fungi, Ascomycota, Eurotiomycetes, Chaetothyriales, Herpotrichiellaceae. The coding region runs from base 1 to 1548 and encodes 515 amino acids. Gene Ontology annotation, biological process: lipid metabolic process. The record is from RefSeq and is a predicted model, not a curated record. The transcript has 2 exons. Gene Ontology annotation, molecular function: phosphoric diester hydrolase activity.
AUGCCUCCAUCCCCGCCCUUCCGGCCAUUCCGCAGCAAUGGCACGAAUGCGGCGGCCCAUAAAGAACCCUCAGUCCAACCCGAGCGCGUGCCUUUCUUGAGGCAGGAACAGACGUUCCUCAAGUGUCCGACACUCGAAGAUGGAUCCUUCACCGACGCUGCUGCCGACCGACCCGAUGCGUUCAAGGGGCCCACAGUCACCUGCACCCGUCUCGAAACCUCACCGUCCUUUGACGAUCUGACUGCGUCGAAUUUUCCCCCCAAAUGGCGCUGGACAGCGGCCAUACCAUCGUUGAGAGAAUUGCUCCGAGGGAGACACCCGGCGGCGGCGCACAAGGAGCACACUGCUGACCGGAGCCCGUUGUACAAAUCGCUUCCUACCACCCCGCUGAAGAGAAUCCUGCGCCUGUUGGCUUUUGCCCUGAUGAUAUUGGGUAUUCUAGAAGUCAUCGCAUUGACGUGCGGGCUCUUCCUCUCGUUCUUCCCGGACGACGGGGACGACGGCUUGGACGGCUGGAAUGGCGCCGGCCGCGCCUUCUCUCAAGAGCUGGGACACUGGCCCACCGAUUUCUCGGCCGACGUCCACCCUGUGGCCUGCCACUCUCACAACGACUACUGGCGGAAAGAGCCUCUGUUCUCUGCACUGGACGCUGGCUGCACGGGAGUCGAGGCGGAUGUGUGGCUAUACGAUGAAGAGCUGUACGUUGGACAUUCGACCGCGUCCCUGACUCCCGAGAGGACACUGCGCAACCUCUACGUCAACCCGUUGGUGAAGAUCCUCGACUCUCAGAACCCCCACACCUCCUUCCACCCGACGCUGGAUACACCUCGGAAUGGAGUCUUCGACACGGACCCGUCCCAGACGUUGGUGUUGCUGAUUGAUUUCAAAACCGAGGGCCACCGUCUCUGGCCAUACGUCUCGGAACAGCUGGAGCCACUCCGCGAGAGGAAGAUGCUCAGCUACUUCAAUGGGACCAAUUUCAUCGAAGCACCUGUCACGGUGGUUGUCACGGGAAACGCCCCCUGGGAAGAAGUCGUCGCAAACCCCACGUAUCGGGAUAUGUUUUUUGACGCACCCCUGGACUUGAUGGCCGAAGUGGCAGACCCCGGCAGCAGCGGCACUGCGCCCUUCGACAGCCAAGAUGGCGUGUUGACCGAGCGUGGCUCUAAUCAAGGCCAAGGUCGCUCCGGUGCGGCGCCCUCUAAUCCCGCAUUGUACUCUCAGGCCAACUCGUACUACGCGUCUGUGGCUUUCGGGAGUGCCGUCGGCUGGCCGUGGCGCGGCUCCCUCUCCCGCAAGCAAGUCGAGACGCUGCGCAGACAGAUUGCCGGCGCCCAUGCCCGCGGGCUGAAGGUCCGAUAUUGGAGCGUUCCCAGCUGGCCACGAGGUAUGCGGAAUUACCUCUGGCGCACACUCGUCAAGGAAGGCGUCGACUAUUUGAACGUGGACGACCUGAAGUCCGCAACGAAAGGCGACUGGAACUGGGACAAGAAGGGCUCUUGGUUCACUGGACCCUGGAAAUUCAGGUCCUCCAAGGUCACGUCCUGA